UUAGGUUGGACGAACAACGUAUAACACCGAUUUAACAAUGCUCUCUGAUUACUUUGUCAAAUUCUGUAACAGAACCCUUUGUCUGCGGCAGCACUAGUGUAAUAUUAGCUGUUUGCAUUGUCCGCAUGUGUAUCGAAUUAAACGCCUAACAAGCCUGUUCAUAUUCAAAAAUGUGGUCAUUACGAUCCCGCUUGGCCAGCCUGUCACGCCCGGGACGUUCUUCCCAUUCCAACCCCCUGUGAAAAUGUCUUGCUAGCCAGCUAGUAGCUAUCUACACCGCAGUUUGUGGUUGUGCGUUGUAAUGUUUAGUAUUGUAUCCAUCUCUUCACUACUAUGGCUGUACGUUGGUUAUGCAGCCUGUUUGGGAAGCCCUUUGAUGGUGGGAAGAGGAUGGACAAUGGCAGCCAGCAGCAGCACCCAGCCAUGAAUAGGCUCUAUGAGGUCCAGCGGGAGGUUCAGUCUCUGGGCCCUCAAGUGUGCACCUUCAGCGGGCUAAAGAACGAGCGGGAGUACCGGCGGCUGGAGCGCGAGCUGACCCAGCUGCUCCUGGAAGUGGACCAGGUGGACACGGAGGGCAGGGCAGACCUACAGGGGGCACGCAAGAGAGCAGCCCAAGAAGUAGAGGGGCUGUUGCGCUACCUGGAGGAGAACGCCACCCACCCGUCCCGCCUGGCCAUCGAGGAGCUGAGCAGGGAGGCCCAGAGGCUGGUGGAGCAGGGUGUGGUGGAGCCUCAGCAGGCUGGGGGCACAGCAGAGAUCAGUGAUGAGCUGGUGGAUGCCGUGCAGGAGCUGAUACUGAGGCUCACCCAGGUAAAGACAGGAGGGAGGGUGCCCCUCCGCAAGGCUCGCUACCGGGCCCUGACACGACUGUGUGCCGUGCAGGACGUGAUCGAGGGUCGCACGCGCCAGCAGACCCUUCCCCUUUCGGAAGACACACAUGUGGCCGUGCAGAGGAUCAACCAGGUGAUGGUGCAGGUGAGUGGGGCACGCAGCCAGCUGGUGGCACUGCUGAUGGGGCUGAGUGGGAGGGAUAGCUGUGCCCACCUCUCCCGUGUGCUCACUGAGCUCCUAGUGGAGCUGGAUGCCCUGGACGUGUCGGGGAAUGCAGCGGUCAGAAACUACCGGAAACAGGUGGUGGAGGAGAUCAACAGCCUGCUCAAACACCUGGACCUGGAGGGAGAGGGAGACGAUACGCGCAGGUAUGACUUGGGGCAAAAUGACUCUAUCCGUCAGAUUGAGGCGGUGCGUGGUCGGGUGGGCCAGCUGCAGGGGGAGGUCCUUCGACACUGUGGGGUGGGUGACCUCUUCAGGCCCAAGCCUGAGCUCCAGAGUCUCCUCACACAUCUGGACCAGGUAGACACAGCCCGUAACCCCUGUAUCCGUGAAGCCCGGCGGCGUGCCGUGCUGGAGGUCCAGGCUGUCAUCACCUUCCUGGACCUCCGUGAGGCCCUGAUCUGCCGCCAGCCCAGCCCCAACGAGCCUUCACAACACAGGGCUGUGUGGAUAGUCCUGGGCAGCCUGUCAGACCUCCAGGCCCAGGUACUCUGCUUCAAUGGCAAGCAGGCCGACAAGAGCUACAGGCUGCUGGAGGAGCUUCUGACCAAACAGCUGCUGGCUCUGGACGCAGUUGACCCACAGGGCGAUGAGAUGACCAAGGUGGCCCGCAAGCAAGCAGUCAAGUUUGCCCAGAACAUCCUCAGCUUUCUGGACAUGAAGACAGAUGAGUGGGAAUACUGAUCCACUGGAAAAGACUGGACGUAGCUGUAGGAUGCCCUAUGGAAUUGUAUAUAAACUGGUGCAUCAUCACUCUAAGAGAGUUGGGGUGUGUAAAUAUUGUCUAAAUCCCAGAAUGCACGGCAGCAGCGCUUUUGUCUCUUUGUCAUUGUUGCUGGCCUGUGGGGGGUGGGGGGAACAACCCAAUAACAUUUUUGUGAAAUAGAAUUUGGAGAAUAGUGUUCUGACAUACAAUGUGCUUUUUAAAGUUUACAGAGCAUCUUUUUGAAAUCUACUGUAUGUGUGCGUUUUGAUCAGUGUUGUUGUUGGGUUGUGGUUGCAAAGCCUGUGGCCAAAAGCACUGAAGCCUGUUAUAGUGGUGGUCAGAGUAGUUAAGAUAGUCACUUCGUCUGUUUUUCAAAUGCAGGAGUGGGACUAGAGUAAUUACAUCUCGAUGGUAUCCAUGUUUAGCUUGAUUACUUUGGAGGUCAGUUGUAAAUUUACUCAGCCAAAUGAUGUAUAUGAUGUCUCAAAAUACUUCUUUACUGAGAUGAACCGAGUUUACAUCAGUACUGUGAGACAAGAUUUUCCUCUAUUCAUGUUGCUUCUCCACUUCCAUUUGCUCUGUGUCUCUUCCUGGUAAUGCUUUAAUCAACACUUCUGAGGCAAACUACCCUAACCCUGGACGUACACAGCUGUUUCUGGCAACCAUUCAGAUGACAAAUGAAAAGGAGAGCUUCUUUACGGCUUUAACCACUGUCCUACAAUAAUGAGGAGAAGGAGGAUGUAGAGUUAAAGGGCCUGUGAAAACAUUUGUCAAUAGGAUGUUAUGUUAUUAAAGACCUUAUAUAGAA
This is a messenger RNA of Oncorhynchus tshawytscha (Chinook salmon), 2567 nucleotides long. RefSeq names its product BAG family molecular chaperone regulator 5-like. The transcript is spliced from 3 exons. NCBI's taxonomy places the organism in Eukaryota, Metazoa, Chordata, Actinopteri, Salmoniformes, Salmonidae. The record is from RefSeq and is a predicted model, not a curated record. Gene Ontology annotation, cellular component: membrane; cytosol; nucleus. Bases 334 to 1737 code for a protein of 467 amino acids. Gene Ontology annotation, biological process: regulation of inclusion body assembly; negative regulation of protein ubiquitination; protein stabilization. Gene Ontology annotation, molecular function: adenyl-nucleotide exchange factor activity; protein-folding chaperone binding.